This is a messenger RNA of Tripterygium wilfordii, 603 nucleotides long. RefSeq names its product DNA-binding protein S1FA-like. Gene Ontology annotation, molecular function: DNA binding. Gene Ontology annotation, cellular component: nucleus. Gene Ontology annotation, biological process: regulation of DNA-templated transcription. NCBI's taxonomy places the organism in Eukaryota, Viridiplantae, Streptophyta, Magnoliopsida, Celastrales, Celastraceae. The coding region runs from base 129 to 359 and encodes 76 amino acids. The transcript is spliced from 2 exons. The record is from RefSeq and is a predicted model, not a curated record.
UCACAAUCAAAAAAUCGAGGGUGAUAGUAAAUUACGUUUUCUAUCGUUUAUCGUUGUACGGGAUAGAUUUUCUCUCUCUGGAAGCUUCUGUGAAGACUGGCCUGAAUUGAUCUCUCCGAGUCGCAGCUAUGAGCGACGAUUUCGCGUUUUCUGAUAAGACUGCUGAAACCAAAGGCUUCAACCCAGGAUUGAUUGUGCUGCUGGUUGUUGUGGGGCUUCUACUUGCAUUCUUUGUGGGGAAUUACAUCCUGUACUUGCAAGCGCAGAAGACCCUACCUCCAAGAAAGAAGAAGCCAAUCUCUAAGAAGAAGAUGAAGAAGGAGAAACUGAAGCAAGGUGUAUCAGCACCAGGGGAGUAGGAAUACAGGCCUUGUUUUCACUGUUUCUUCACUGUUAAACUUUUCUGUCAAAAAUUUGUGUCCAUGUUUGAACUCGACAGAGUCGACUUUGUUGUCUCUCUCAUGUUCAGUUUGUACUGGCUAGGACAAAAGUCUCAUAAGUAGAAUUGACAUCCCAUACUAAGCCAUAAGGUACAAUAGAGUUUGUUUCUCAACAUUGCAUGUUGUUGGCUCAUCUUUAAGAAUGCUGCCUCAUUUGAUUGCU